This is a messenger RNA of Erythranthe guttata (spotted monkey flower), 1095 nucleotides long. RefSeq lists its product as uncharacterized. The record is from RefSeq and is a predicted model, not a curated record. Lineage: Eukaryota; Viridiplantae; Streptophyta; Magnoliopsida; Lamiales; Phrymaceae.
UUUUCAAUUAUAUUUCCUUGGAAUAAUCUUCUUCUCGACCGGCUACUAAAACCCUGUUACAGAAGAAGAAGAAGAAAGCAAGCAAGUUUUUGAGCAUGGAUUUCGGGAGUAUGGAUCGACGGCAACUGACGAUGACGGGUUCGGGUAUGUCCGUUUUGCUAACCCUGCACUUCACCUUCCCGCUGUUAUCACAGCACCUCUUCUAUUGGAAGAAUCCCAGUCAGCAAAAGGCCAUCGCCGUUAUCAUACUGUUGGCCCCGCUUUACGCCGUUAAUUCCUUCGUUGGGUUACUGGAUACCCAAGGCAGCAAACCCUUGUUCUUGUUAUUGACCUCCGUUAGACACUGCUAUGAUGCUUUGGCUGUUGCGACGUUUUUGGCUUUGAUUUAUAGUUACUUGAAUAUUUCCAUGAGCAGCAAUGUUGUGCCAGAUGAGAUCAAAGGGAGGGAGAUUCACCAUUUAUUCCCGAUUAAUCUUUUUCAGCCAAGAACAGCGCAUUUGAAUCACCAAACGUUGAGACUCCUCAAGCAAUGGACAUUGCAGUUUGUUAUUAUCCGCCCCGUCUGUUCUAUAUUGAUGACAGCACUGCAAAUUAUCGGGAUGUAUCCGAGUUGGCUCAAUUGGACAUUCGUCGUCGUUUUGAAUUUAUCGAUUUUGCUGGCCAUGUAUGCGCUGGUUGUUUUCUACCGUGUCUUUGCCAAAGAAUUGGAGCCGCAUAAGCCGCUCACAAAGUUCAUCUGCAUCGUAGGAAUUGUUUUCUUCUCCUUUUGGCAGGGACUAGUGCUCGACAUCCUUGUAAAAACGGGGACUAUUAGAUCGAAUCAUUUCUGGUUAGAUACGGAGCACGUUGGAGAAGCAAUACAGCAUGUGAUAGUGUGUGUUGAGAUGGUACUCUACUCGGUUCUCCAGCAAUACGCGUACCAUGUUUCACCUUACAGUGGAGACUUAGAAUCGAAACUCAGGCAGAGGAAGUAUUGAAACAACUAAACAAGGCAUAUUAAAACAAUGUAACUUGAUCCUUUUGUACGAUUAUCGCAUGUUACUAAACUGCUAGACAUUUGUACAGUUAACGUUUUUUUCGAUGUUUCCCUCCUUU